This is a messenger RNA of Drosophila takahashii, 3324 nucleotides long. RefSeq lists its product as uncharacterized. The record is from RefSeq and is a predicted model, not a curated record. NCBI's taxonomy places the organism in Eukaryota, Metazoa, Arthropoda, Insecta, Diptera, Drosophilidae.
AACUGAAAAAAAAAACAUUUAUAGUCCAACUUCGAGCACGAAACUCCAACUCCGAACUCCAAACUCCGCUUGUUGAUGUUUUGUGGCAAAGCAAUAAAAACUGUAAUUAGCGCGUGCUUGUGGAUUCGCAAAAUUUAAUUAGCAAGCAAUGCGGUGGUGAAAAGUGGAAAGUGAAAAUAUAUAAACAAACUAACUCUUCGGAAGGGCAGCAUAAAAACUAAGCGAACAAAAAACAAUAUAAACGAAAUGCAGUUUCCGAAUGAUUAGUGCAACAAAGCGACCACAGAAUAAUCUAAUUUGCGUUGGCAUUCAAAUCAGAUUACAAGCUUAAAUACUUGUACAAUCUGGCAUUACUCGCAUGAUUUAAACUUUCUAUGAAAAAAAUAGAUAAAUUAAUAAAUAAAUAUUUACAUUUUACAGUGAUGUAAGAAAGCAUCAUAAGUGAAAAGUAUUUUAUGUGGUUAUAAAGUGACUUGAAAAUUAUCAACAAGCUUGAAUUUGAAAAUAUAAAUUGGAAACUGGAUAUCUUAUCAACUGCAGAAGAAGUGAUUAACUAUUCCUUAGGCCAGCGAUGAAUGCAGGUGCUGUGUAAGUGCCACUGCCGUGGAGAGGAGAUCCGAAUCCGGAGAUCCUGGUGGAAUCAAAGCCGGAACGUGACUUUUGCCAAAAGUGAAUUGAGCCACCGCAGCGAUAAAAGCGAUAAAAGAGCUGCCAUGCCAACCGGCGAGUGUCGCUAGGACACUCUUUAUCGCCUGGCCGAGAUAAAGGAUACAGGUGCAACCGUGAUGAGACCCGCUGACAUCUAUUGGGGCUUCACCCCCCUGUCCCUGCUCCUCAUCCUCGUCCUGCAGCUCCUGGCAUCGGCUGCAGGGACUCCGGUGCCUGCGAAUCCACAUCCCUGUGCCCACAAGGGCAUGGCCGAGCUGAUUCGCAGCAGUCCGGUGAUUGUCAAGGCCCUCGCCGCCCGGGUUUUCACCGAUGAGAUGGACGCCUCCUCCCCGCAGGACACGAUUUUAAUAACAUUAACGCCGGAAACGAUAUACAAGGGCUCGUCCCUGCUGAAAAUGGCCAACGGCGGUGGCGAUUCCGAGGACCCAAUGUCCCGGCGAGCCGGCGGUCUGAUGUCCUGGAGCUCGGGACACAGGAGCAGAAGCUCCGGGGGAUCCGCGGGAGGAGGUGGUUCCUCCUGGAGUGGCGGUGCUGCUGAGUCAGCCUUUCAGUACGAGGGGCAGCUAAAUGCGACCCUCCAGCCACUGCGUUGUUUCGAUAAUAACAUGCUGAGAAUGCUGCCGGCUGAAUUAAUUGCCUUUGGCAAACUUCUGCCCGCUGCGUCGGCGGCGUCUGCGUCGUCAUCCUCCGGAGGCGGAAGUGCUGCCGCUGCCGCGCGACCCGCACAGUUGCAACGACCGCCCGUGGGCGGCGCCACUGAUGUGCUGCAAAUCAGCGUCAACGGUCUGCAUCGCUGGACGCCGCAGUUCGAGAAUCAUAUCUGGAAGCAUUUGGGCUGGGAUGAUUGGAGCGACUUCACCCUGUGCAGUGUCACCUGUGGCCAGGGGGUGCAGCAGCGCUUCCGGCGCUGCCUGCUGGACAAUCCGCUGGUGGACAUGAACAUGAACAUAAACCUGGCGGAGGACGAUGAGGAUGACGAGGACGAGGCGGUGGAUGCUGAUGAUGAGGUUGCAGUCGAGCUGACCGUUUCCAAGGAGGCGGACACUUUCAGCGAUGGCAAUAACGAUCUGCUGGCCGAUGAUGGGGAUGAGAACGACCUGCUCAUAAUGCGAGCGAGUGGCGACGAGUCGUUGCAUAAAUUUGACCAAGCUACGACGAUAAUGCCGCAGACCAGAGGCCGUUCUCCAGUCCAUUCUCAUUCGAAUCCGAGUGCCAGUCCCCCGGGAGAAACAAGCGGCGGUAAUGAACCACCAGCAGAAGGAGGAAGAGUAGGAGGUUCUGACCAAAGUGUCAGGUUUGUGCCGACUGCACGCAAUGACCGGGAUGGGAAUCGAGUUGCAGUGGGAGGAGGAGGAGUUACCCCUAGAGUUGGCACCAGGAAGGCACGUGCCAGCAAUCAGCACAAGAAACACAGGCCUGCCAAAAGUGUGGCCCUGUCCACACUCCUCUGCGAGGGUUACAACAUCGAGCAGCGCAACUGCAACAGUUUCGAGUGCAGCGAUGAUAUAAGUGAUCUGCUAAAAUUCUACAAGAAGCUGCCGAUGGGCGAAGAGCUGCCCACCCAAUCCUCGGAUGCCUCCUUCGCCUCCUCCUACGUGGAUCCGUAUUCGAAUGCGGAUAUCACCACGGUGGGUUUGAUGGGCACUGCCUUUAGUCCAACACCCUCGACGCCCUACAAUAUGGGCUACAUCCGCAGCUGGAGGAACCUGCUUAAUUUCACACUGAUGGUUACUCUAAGAUCCAAGAACGAUACCAAAAACACGGCGACCAUAUUCUCCAUUCGCAACGCCACCCACAAUCUUUAUCUGGAGGCCUGCCAGGAUGGACUGCGUCUGUAUCUCGAGCGGGACAAUGCGACGGAAAUGUUGCCGGUGAAAUUCAAUUUAUACGAUUAUCGCUGGCAUCAAGUGGCUAUCAGCAUACAGAAUGGCGAUUUCAUAUCGAUUUACGUCGAUUGCGCGUGGACAAACAGUUUCGUCGUCUCCAAGCGACUUUUCACGUUGCCCGUGGACGCGGAUGUGGAAAUUGGACGCGGCUUUAAUGGGGAGCUGCAGCAACUUCUCGUCCUGCCGGAGAACCAGGAAAGGCUGCAGUGCAGCAACAAGCGCACCUCCAUCAACGAGGUGAAGCGCUACAUCAUCGACACAUUCAUCGAGGACUACAAUGGCAAUUGAAACCAAUGAAACCGAUGAAACCGGGAAGGCCAAUCGACCGAAAGCCACUGAAUAUGAAUAGGCAAGCAAAAAUAUGCGAUAUGCGUAUAUUAUAUUGCGGCCAAAAUCCGAUUACAAAUUCGGCAAAUCAAAACUGCAUAGAUUUAUGAUUAUUCAUUUCAUUUGCAUAUAUAUAUUCAUAUAUGUAAGGGCAGAAAAGAGUAUGUGCAACUAUACAUACUAAUAUUACGCAUACGCCAUGUGAUUUAUGCGCUAGCAAACAGCGCACUCCACUCCACAAAAAACAGCAUAAUAACCAUAACCAGUCAGUAAAAUUCGAUUACGGACACAUUAUGGAAGAAUAUUUAUAAUAAUUAAGCUAAUUUGACGUAAUACAAUAAUUGUAAACGCAGAAAUUAAUACAAUUUGCAUAGCGAAAGGCCAAGGCAAAUGCAGAAAAAUAAGAGAAUGAUCAAAUAUAACGCAACUAUGUAUAUGGUAA